This is a messenger RNA of Salpingoeca rosetta, 534 nucleotides long. RefSeq lists its product as uncharacterized. Gene Ontology annotation, molecular function: protein binding. NCBI's taxonomy places the organism in Eukaryota, Choanoflagellata, Craspedida, Salpingoecidae. The coding region runs from base 1 to 534 and encodes 177 amino acids. The transcript has 6 exons. The record is from RefSeq and is a predicted model, not a curated record.
AUGGAGGAGUUGGAGGCGUUGCUUGCGCGGACAGAGCUGAGUAAGAAGGGGGAUGAAGUGAAGGACAACAUCACAACCAUUGCCAACAACACCUGCAACAGCACAGUGAGCUUGGGCAACGUCAACCUGGGCGACAGCGGGGCGCGUGCGGUGGCUCAGGCGCUCAAGAACAACACCUGCCUCCAAACACUCCAACUGGACAGGAAUGCCGUCAGCGAUGAGGGAGCCAUGGCGUUAGCGGAGGCCCUGGAGCGUAAUACAUGUCUUGAACACCUCUCCUUGAAAUUCAACUCCAUCGGCCCGAGUGGCGCCAAGGCGCUGGCGGACAAGCUGAAACACAACUCAACCCUGAAGCACCUCCACCUGACGAGCAACUCCGUCAAGAACGAGGGUGCAGAGGCGCUGGCAGACAUGCUGAAACACAACACAACCAUCGUGCAUCUCAGCCUGGACAACAAUUCCAUCCAACGUGGAGGUGCUCUGGCGUUGGCAGAGGUGCUCAAGCUACACCCGGCUGUCAGGAAACUCGAGUGA